CCUAGCAGAAAAGCAGAAGCAGUUCGUUGGUUAUUCCGCUGCAGUGAAGAACUGCUUGUCGGUAGACCUGAGUUUGUAUAGUCGUGGAAUGUUAUAAUCUUAUUAUAACAGCCAUUGAUUUGUAUUUCUGCUCAAGUGUGGUGCAUUUGUAUAAUGCGAAGAUGGAUUUCAAAAACGUAGUAUUCAACGCCGCACGUGAUGGGAAGAUUCGUCGUCUAAAGGUAUUCCUGGACCACCGCAACAGAGAAGAGAUUCUGAUGCUGGUAGGUGAGAAGACCAACGGUGCCACUCCGCUGGUCAUGGCCUGCCGCAACGGACACUACGAGGUGGUCGAGUACCUGGUGGAACACUGCAACGCAGACAUCGAGCAAGUCGGAUCAGUGGUUUUUGACGGGGAGACGAUAGAAGGAGCACCACCACUGUGGUGUGCCGCGGCCGCCGGACACUUGCCUAUUGUCAAGUUCCUGGUGAAGCGUGGCGCUUGUGUUAACUCCACCACUAGAACCAACUCCACACCACUCCGUGCCGCCUGCUUCGACGGCCACUUCGACAUUGUCAAGUUUCUCAUUGAGGAAGGGGCAGAUAUCGAGGUGUCCAACAGACACGGCCACACGUGUCUGAUGAUCGCCUGCUACAAAGGCCACUACCGGAUCGCACAGUACCUGUUAACUCUGGGAGCCAAUGUGAACCGCAAGAGUGUCAAAGGCAACACAGCUCUACACGAUUGUGCAGAGAGUGGUUCCCUCGACAUCCUCAAGCUGGUUAUAAAACAAGGCGCCAAGAUGGACGUUGACUCCUAUGGCAUGACCCCUCUCCUAGCCGCCAGUGUGACUGGACACAACCACAUAGUGGAGUAUCUGAUACAACAGGAGUGCCUGGUGUCUAGGGCGGAGCGCAUAGAGGCCCUGGAGCUACUAGGGGCCACCUAUGUGGACAAGAAGAGGGAUAUGAUAGGAGCUCUGGAACUUUGGAAGCGAGCCAUGGCCUUGAGGUUCGAAGAGGGUCAGAUCCCCAUAGUGAAGCCUGUACAACCCAUCACCAUAGAAGCAUACGAGCACACGAGGGAGGUCCGGACCCCGGAAGACCUGGAAGACCUACUGGCAGACCCGGAUGAGAUGAGGAUGCAGGCGCUGCUUAUCCGGGAGAGGAUAUUGGGCCCCGCACACCCUGACACCAGCUACUACAUCCGUUACAGAGGAGCCGUGUACGCUGAUGCUGGCAAGUUUGUACGUUGUGUCGCGCUGUGGUCGUACGCUCUAGAGAUGCAGCAGACCAUGCUCGAGCCCCUCAACCCCAUGACACAAUCCUCCCUCUUCUCCUUCACCGAACUCUUCUCCUUCAUGAUGGAUAAGGAAGGUAACAUCAAUUGUAGCAGAGCUAACUCGCGAGGGCGCCGCGUGCCGUCAGUAGCGUUCGCAGACAUUGUGAGUGUGUUGGAGCGUGCGGUGGCGGAGGUGCGGGCAGGUGCUGAGGUGCUGCAGGUGUGUCAAGACAGAGACCCGGCACAUCUACACAGAGUGUUGGUCAUAGCUCUACACCUGGGCUGUCUGCUGGCACGUAUACUGCACACGCUCACCGACAAGCAGAGACACCUGGCACAUCAGACGCUGUACUCGCUGGUAUCCCUGGGCGUGAGAGGUAGACUAGGACAGACUGUGCUACACCUGGCGUGUUCCUCCAUAUCUACACUGGUCGGCCGCUACCAGGCGUGUCGCUUCCCCUCGCCCGAGCUGGUGGAGAUGUUGGUGGAGGUAGGGGCGGACGUCAACGCUAGAGACGAUCUCGGUAACACCCCACUACACCUGGCAGCCGCCAACGACCCCCUCGUCCCCUCUGUGGCCAAAGCGUUAUUGAGCCAUGGAGCACACCUAGACGCUCGUGAUGGCCAAGGUCGUACGUUAGCAGAUAUACUCCAUCUCAGCGGCAAACCCCUGCAUCUCCUGGUCAACCCCCUCCACUACACCAAGCUCAGCUGUCUGGCCGCCAGAGUCGUCAGAGACAACGACAUCCAUUUCCAAUCACAUGUUCCAAUGACUCUGCACGCCUUCGUCAUGCAGCAUUAAUCUCCACUCAACCUCUACCACCCGAAUUAAAGACUCAGCUCACGAUACGCUUUACGGAUCCUUCGUAUAGUAUUGCGGUUUUGUGCAGUAUUAUAUUUUUAUUUAGAGGGAAAUCUAGUCCUUAUUUAUUGAAGGAAAGGCUGCAGAACUUGUUGUCAGGGUUGUGCGAGAGCUCGAUCAUCGUUCAUUGAGAAUGUUAAUUUUAGGUAAAUUUAUUGUUUAUUGUGAUAAAUCAACUUGUACAGAUGUAAUGUAAUUUGCAAUAAAAUGAUUUAAAUUAUA
Macrosteles quadrilineatus (aster leafhopper) is the source of this 2345-nucleotide messenger RNA. RefSeq names its product protein fem-1 homolog CG6966. The record is from RefSeq and is a predicted model, not a curated record. Gene Ontology annotation, molecular function: protein binding. The coding region runs from base 162 to 2063 and encodes 633 amino acids. NCBI's taxonomy places the organism in Eukaryota, Metazoa, Arthropoda, Insecta, Hemiptera, Cicadellidae. The transcript is spliced from 10 exons.